Molecule: messenger RNA, 1599 nt
Organism: Chanos chanos (milkfish)
Lineage: Eukaryota; Metazoa; Chordata; Actinopteri; Gonorynchiformes; Chanidae
Gene: tmco6
Product: transmembrane and coiled-coil domains 6
Exons: 12
Coding region: 1-1506 (501 amino acids)
Molecular function (GO): protein binding
Source: RefSeq, a predicted model, not a curated record
AUGUGGCGGUUGAAAGCAGUUGGCCACAAAGCCCGUCGUUCUGACAGCAGUUUGGAGGAGUUCAAACUGAAGAGGAGAGAACAUGAAAAAGUGCUUAGGCAGGCCCGGAGAGAUAAACAGCUCGUCAGUAAAAGACUCCUACUGCAUGAGGAUGAGGUGGAAGGGCAGAUGGACAUCAGCAGCGUGCCUGUAUCUCAUGAUCAGGUGUUGGAGAUGGUACGAAAGGUCCAGUCUGGGGGUGUGGAGAAAGUGGCUCAUCUGAGGGUUUUGAGGAGAGCCUUGCGUAACCCAGAAGUUCAGCUCACCUUUGUGAAACUGGAGAAUAGUAUAUAUGUUCUGGUGGGCCUCCUGAGUGGUUCUGAUGCCCAGUGUCGUUUAGAGGCAGCCCAGUGCUUCCAUGAGCUGUCCCAUUCUUCUGACGUCACAGUGGGCUCUGCCUGCCUCCCUGCCACCCCAUACCUUCUCACCUAUCUCUCUGGCCAGAGCGCCAAGCUUACGGCGCUGUGCCUUUACACUCUAGGUAAUCUGUGUGCAGAGAGCAAAGCAGUAAGAGAGAAACUGUUGGCUCAGGGUGUAGUGGCAGCACUGGCAAACUGCACUGAGAAUCAGAGGUCAAACCUGGCCGUGAUGGAGGCAGUCGGAUUCACCCUGUCCCAACUCAUCCAGGCCAAAGAUGCCGCUGAGAAAAUCAUCCCCGUGGUCUUGGGCUCUGGUGUUAUCCCUCGCCUCUUGUCAAUGCUGACUCCAGAUCCUCAGUUUGGUUUAGGGCCAGCCAUCGAAUGCGCAUGGUGUCUUCAUUAUCUAAGCAGCAGUGACGUGGACACUGGAGUGCUGGUGAACCAAGGGACUCUUUCGCACUGCAGUUCCAUUUUAAUAGCACUGGGUGGAACUUUAGCCAGAGGAAGCACUGAGGAAGGCAUUGAGCUGUUGCUUUGGCCAUUGUUGCGUUGCCUAGGUAACCUGUUGGUGAGUUUGGAAGGCGAGAAUCCUGAACUCUAUGUUGAGGACAGCCGUAUUCUGGCCGCCCUGUGUGUGUUCACUCAAACUUACCUGCAGCCUCACCCUGCCCUGGCCAGAGAGAGUCUGUGGGUCCUCAACAACCUCACAGCUGGUUCAAGUGUGUUCUGCUCAGCUCUGCUGUUCUGUAACCUGGUCCCGGUUCUGAUCCAGCUCCUGCCCUUCUCCCAGGGAAUCAACACUAUGGUCCUCAGAGUUCUUGGUAACGUUGCACAUUAUGGGAUGGAAUACUGUGUCCAGUUGACUCGAGCAGGAGUGUUAGCAGCGCUUUGUGCCACGCUCAAAAUGGCUGACCCCGAGGUCGUGAUACUCAGUCUGGAAGUGCUGCAUAUGCUGUUAGCUAGUAGCCCACAGGUGGGGGAGGAGUUUACGCGACAAAACGGUGUACCUUUGCUGGAGGCCAUCCAGUACGACAGCGACGGAGAGAAACGACUCCGAGCCUCCUACAUUUUAGACAAUCACCUCUCUGCACACUCCUCUGCAAGUUAAAAUCACCUCCCCCUCCUUCAGGAAGGAUUUAUUUCACCUUAAGUUCUCCCCACAAAAAAAACUUUCGCACAGGUGUCGUCUUCACAAGCAUCA